Molecule: messenger RNA, 861 nt
Organism: Parascedosporium putredinis
Lineage: Eukaryota; Fungi; Ascomycota; Sordariomycetes; Microascales; Microascaceae
Source: the annotation of a GenBank genome assembly
AUGGUGACGACACGAAGCGGAACAAAGCGCAAGUCCAUGGACAACUCCGAUAUCAUCGAAACCGCAGAACCCCCUCACCUGGACGCGGCGCUGCAGAAGCAGCUCGCGGCCGCCCACCCCAGCCCGGCGGUGACGAAGAAGGCCGCCGGAGCGACGACGUCUGCUCCUGCUCCUGCUCCUGCUCCCGCGGCGGAAACUGCUCAAGAUUCGGAUUCCGACUCGGAUGACGAGGCGCCCGAGGCCGUAUCCAAUGUUCAGGCCGCCGAGCAGGCGAAGCAAUCCGCCCAGGCCGCCCAGAAGGCUGCUCAAGAACAAGCCACGCGCGAGAGGAAGAAGCGCCAGGAGCGCGACGCCCGGCUCAAGGCGCAAGCCGAAUCGAGAAAGGCCAAGGCCGUCCCCGAGCCCGCUCAAAAGAAAGUGGUCAAGGACGGUGACGAGGAAGUCGACGUUCAGGCCGAGGUAGACGCAGAUGCAGACGCUUCCGAGAAGGAGGACCACGUUGUCGGCAAGACGAAGAAGAACGCUCUCUCCGGCUUCCUCCCCGAAGAAUUCCUCCAAGAUUCGGACGAUGACGAGGACGACGAGGCCCGCCAGCUAGACGACAGCGGCGCCGACGAGCCGAAGCGCAAGAAGCGCAAGGCCGAGCAGAAGAAGACGGCGCCCCGUGACAAGAAGGCAGGCGGGGCCGUGUACAGGGUGAUGGAGCAGGCGGACCAGAGGCUGGCGCCCAAGAGCCAGCGCAACACGCGGGAGAUCAAGGCGAGGCUGAUGCAGAGGAACAGAAAGGCCGUGGGACAGACCAAGGGGUUCAUCGUGGGGAGGCCGGUGCCGAAGCCCGACUGGGGAAGCUCGAGGAGGUGA